UUUCGACUGUAUCUACUGUGCGGGUGGAUUUACAUAAAAGACGAACUUAUAAGAAACUUUUCGUCAGUGUCUUUGAGUGUGGCUGACGGUUCUUUGAAAAUAUAAUUCAAAAUGGAGGAUGACGAGCAAAAGAUGGCCAUCAUGCGUAAAGCAUUUCAAAUGUUCGACACCCAAAAGAGUGGUUUCAUUGAAACCAUUAAAAUUGCCACCAUUUUGAGUACAAUGGGUCAAAUGUUCGAUGAGGAGGAACUACGUGAACUGAUCACCACAGAAGAUCCCGAAGAUGUUGGAAAAAUCAACUUUGACAGUUUCUGCAACAUUUUCGGUCACUUCUUAGAGGAAGAGGAUGCUGACGCUAUGCAACAGGAACUGAAGGAAGCUUUCCGUCUUUACGAUCGUGAAGGAAACGGUUACAUUACCACAAGCACAUUGAAGGAAAUUUUGGCUGCUCUUGAUGAUAAGUUGUCGAGUGCUGAUUUGGACGGUAUCAUUGCUGAAAUUGAUACUGAUGGAUCAGGAACUGUUGAUUUCGAUGAAUUCAUGGAGAUGAUGACUGGUGAUUAAACGUGCUUACGAACCCAUCUUUCUACGUUAUUUAUUCUUCCUCCUAAAUUCGUAA
Molecule: messenger RNA, 619 nt
Organism: Hermetia illucens (black soldier fly)
Lineage: Eukaryota; Metazoa; Arthropoda; Insecta; Diptera; Stratiomyidae
Gene: TpnC25D
Product: troponin C
Exons: 3
Coding region: 112-564 (150 amino acids)
Molecular function (GO): enzyme regulator activity; calcium ion binding
Source: RefSeq, a predicted model, not a curated record